Molecule: messenger RNA, 2319 nt
Organism: Humulus lupulus (European hop)
Lineage: Eukaryota; Viridiplantae; Streptophyta; Magnoliopsida; Rosales; Cannabaceae
Product: protein JINGUBANG-like
Exons: 1
Coding region: 110-1618 (502 amino acids)
Molecular function (GO): protein binding
Source: RefSeq, a predicted model, not a curated record
UUUCACAUGUCAAACGCUAUCAAAAAAAUUCAUUCACCAUUUACUCUUACCAAAUCUAUCCCAAUAGUUUUCCGGGAAUCUAAAUUCAAAUAUUUUCCCCUAUCGGUAGAUGAGAAACGCAAAAGGAGGAUCCACAAUGGUUGCGGAUAGGCCCAGUAAUGGUCUCCUCGCCCGGCCCAAAUUCGGAGCACUGUUGCAUUCCGAAUCCAAUGUCUUCUCGCCACGCCACAAAGCGUCCCACAUCGACGACGACAGCUUCACCGGCCACCGCCAAAGUAGCUCAUCGGCGAUGAGCCCGGGAUCAUCGGUCAGUGCUUCUCCCUACGCCAUGUCGCCUUGGAAUAAUCAAAACUCUUCUCCGUAUAACAAGUCUCCUUGGAUAACAGCCUCGCCGAUUAUUUUCACCCCUUACGAAGACCACGAGAGUUUUCCCCGUACUGGCUUAAUUCGGUCCAUUGUAAGAGAAGAGGGUCAUGUAUAUUCUUUAGCUGUUUCUGGGGACCUCCUCUAUACUGGAUCCGACAGCAAGAAUAUUCGAGUUUGGAAGAACAUGAGGGAGUUUUCCGGAUUUAAAUGCAGUAGCGGCUUGGUAAAAGCCAUUGUUAUCUCGGGUCAUAGGAUUUUUACGGGCCACCAGGACGGUAAGAUUCGAGUCUGGAAGGUCUCGCCCAAGAACCCGAGGGUCCACAAACGAAUCGGGAGCUUGCCCUCUUUCAGAGAUUUUGUCCGGAGCUCCAUGAACCCGAAAAAUUAUGUUGAGGUCAGGAGGCGACGGAAUGUUCUCCGGAUUAGGCAUUACGACGCUGUUUCAUGCAUGAGCUUGAACGAAGAGCAAGGGUUAUUGUACUCUGGGUCGUGGGACAAGACAAUCAAAGUCUGGCGAAUCGCAACGUCAAAGUGCUUGGAGUCCAUCACUGCUCACGAUGAUGCCGUAAAUUCCGUUGUUUCUGGGUUCGACUCGUUAGUUUUCACCGGCUCGGCUGAUGGUACUGUUAAAGUUUGGAGGAGAGAGCUUAACGGAGAAGGGACGAAGCAUUUCUUGGUUCAGAAUCUACUGAAGCAAGAGAACGCGGUGACGGCUCUGGCCGUGAACGUUGAAAACGCCAUCGUUUACUGUGGUUCGUCAGACGGGUUAGUCAAUUACUGGGAACGGGAGAAGCACUUGUCCCACGGUGGGAUCCUCAGGGGUCACAAGCUCGCUGUGCUUUGCCUCGCCGCUGCCGGAAACCUUGUCUUCAGCGGGUCUGCCGAUAAGAACAUUUGCGUCUGGAGGAGGGAGCCCAGUGGGGCCCACGCCUGUCUCUCAGUGUUAACGGGCCAUACUGGACCCGUGAAGUGUUUGGCAGUGGAGGAAGAUCGCGAUGAGAAUCGGGGCUCCGAAAAGGAUGGCGCUGAUGACCCGAACUGGGUGGUGUACAGCGGGAGCCUCGACAAGUCAGUUAAGGUGUGGCGCGUGUCGGAGCACGUACCGGAACUGAAUCAGGUGAGAGCGUGGGAGCAUCAGUACGGGAGUAGCGGCCAAGCUUCGCCGAAUGAAUCGGUGGUUAGUGGUCAGUCGAGCCUAAGGUCGGCCAGAGAAAGGAGCUUUAACCGUAGGCACAACCAAAAUCAAAAUUAAAGCAAUGCAACGUCUUAAGAACUUAAGAAGUAUCUCCGGGAACAACAAGCCAACGCGCUUUCGAGAAUUGUUGUACGUUACCCGCGAUUGGAUUGGUUCUGAGGUGGCGUAGCUUUCGUUUUGUGGUCCCCGGUAUAGUUGCAGAGACCGUACUAAUAACCUUCAUACGACGGGCACCGUCAUUCUUCAAAGAUUUCUGGACUCUUUUCCUCUGCAUCUCCCUCUUUUUUUUCCUACAUAACUACUACCCAAUAGAAGCAUGCCACGUAAGAAACAAUUCGUAACGAGACUGCACUUUGUGUGUCCCGCUCCCGAACCAGAAUUUACACAUGGUCGAUUUUCUUUUACUUCUUCAACUGCAAGUGUAAGUAUGAUUUUUUGUAUUUGCUUUUCUCUUGCAAAGUAGAAAUUUUUGCCUCAAAAAUGAAAAUUUUUAACAAUACCCGUGAAGAAGAAAAGUACAAUGUUAAAAGAUGUCAAAUCCCUUUCUAUUUAUGUAUUUAUUAUAUAUAUUAGUUAUUUUCUUAUUUUAUAAGUUUCAUGUCGUACGUAGUUAUAUUGUGACUUGUCCUAAUUCCUAAAGAAGAUCGAGUGAUCUAAUGUUGAAUUGUAUAUUUGCGUGUGCUUGUACAUAUUUGGUUUUGUUGGGUUUGACUUUGGUGUAUGGUAAUGAAUUUUUGUUCAAAUUUUUGUAAGUCGUA